Messenger RNA from Prunus armeniaca (apricot), 366 nucleotides. The record is from the annotation of a GenBank genome assembly. Lineage: Eukaryota; Viridiplantae; Streptophyta; Magnoliopsida; Rosales; Rosaceae.
AUGAGGAGGGGAGACUUACUCAUAUGCUCCUUUUCCAUUCUGUGCCUCCUGGCUCAGUCUACAUGUGAAAGCGCUUUCACACCUACAACUGGAGAUUCUGGACCUCUCAAGCAGCAUGAUCAACUUAAGGUUAAGGAUAUACAUGAAAUGACGACAAGAUCAAGUAGAAAAAGCCAUGAAAGACCAUAUGGGAGAAUGCAUCAAGUUCAUCAUCUAAGGACUUCCCAGAAAGCAAGGGCAAUCUAUGGUGGUGCCUCUGACCUUAAGCGCCCCCGUACCAACCAUAAUGCAGCAAGCUCUGUACCCGUUAAAUCCACCCUCGCUUUAUUCCUCCCGGCACUGGCUGUGCUUAUAUUUUCUUUGUAG